Messenger RNA from Scheffersomyces amazonensis, 884 nucleotides. It is a transcript of the gene ERV25, whose product is annotated as Erv25p. The transcript has a single exon. Gene Ontology annotation, cellular component: endoplasmic reticulum; COPII-coated ER to Golgi transport vesicle; Golgi apparatus. Bases 193 to 834 code for a protein of 213 amino acids. Lineage: Eukaryota; Fungi; Ascomycota; Pichiomycetes; Serinales; Debaryomycetaceae. The record is from RefSeq and is a predicted model, not a curated record. Gene Ontology annotation, biological process: endoplasmic reticulum to Golgi vesicle-mediated transport; Golgi organization; intracellular protein transport.
CGGGAAGUAUGCGACACCGCCGCCCUCCAGCCGCUGUUUUCAUCUCCACUUCCAACGCGUUAACUUGUGAAAAAUUGUCAAUUGGACACGCCACGAAUUUUCAUGGAUCUGAUCCAAUUCACAAAGUUUACCGACUUAUUACUGUAUAGCCUUCAUUGAAUAGUUAAGGAAUUGAAUAAUUAGUAGUCAAAGAUGAAGUCAACGGUAUUUGUUGCCAUUAUGGCGUUAUUAAUGACUACAGUUUCAGCAUUAAAUCUUGAAGUAAUCUCUCUGCAACAUCCAGUACCUGUUUGUAUUCGUGAUUUUGUUCAAGAAGAACAAUUAGUUGUUGUUAAUAUAAAGACUGAUGGUAGAGUUGGUGAUGGUCAAAGAUUAGAUUUACAUAUUGUUGAUCUGAUUGGUAAUGAAUAUAGAAGAAAAAAUGAUAUUGCUGGAACUGUUAAAGUUACAUUUACAAGUCAUCAUAAUGCUGCCUUUGAUGUAUGUUUUACAAAUCAUCUUGAUCAUAAAUAUAAUCAAAAUUCUAAAUUAUUUAGAGAAAUUGACUUAGAAAUUGAAAGUGGAGCAGCUGCAAGAGAUUGGAAUGCAGUUCAAGCCGUUGAAAAACUUAAACCAAUUGAACUUGAAUUACGUAGAGUUGAAGAAUUAACUAAUGAAAUUGUUAAUGAAUUACAAUAUUUAAAGGCAAGAGAAGAAAGAAUGAGAGAUACAAAUGAAUCAACCAAUGCUAGAGUUCAAUGGUUUUCUAUUGGUGUUAUUAUCUCCUUAGUUGGUUUAGGAGCCUGGCAAAUUCAAUACUUGAGACACUAUUUCAAGGUUAAGCAUAUUAUUUAGAGUAUUAAUCCUCCUCUAAAUCCUGUAUCAUAGAGUAGUUGUCCAGAUUC